AUGGCUCCACUGAAUAUACGCAGUCGGAAAUUGCUCUUAAACGACAGUGAACUGCCGUGCACCGAUCGGCAUUCGCCCUUACCAUGCUCACCGGAAGUGAACGAAGAGGCGUUCGUCUUCCAAGAUCCUGGCUUCCCGAAACAGUCACGGAUCGACGGUGAGGUCUGGCCACCAAUAUUCAAACCUGCUUUCGUAAGAGGUGCAAAAGCGUUGAAGGUGCGCGACAGUGACGUUUUCGUGUGCACAUAUCCCAAGUGUGGUACCACCUGGAUUCAGCAUAUUUGCUCACAACUAUUAAGCGAUGAUUAUGGGCCUGAUGUCGGCCACGGUAAAGAUGCUCUUUCAGAAUUAUGCGUCACCAGUCCGAUGAUCGAACGAAUGGGCGCCAAGUUUGCGGACAAUUUGGAGGGUCGACGGUUGCUGAAGACCCACUUUGCAUGGCACAAUUUGCCGAAGAAUAGCAAAGCAAAAUACAUCUAUGCGGUACGAAAUCCGAAAGACUGCUUGACCAGUUAUUUCUUCCACAACCGAAAUUUCAAAAUCUACGACUUUGAAUUCGGCAAUUUCGCUGAUUUCUUCAAACUGUUCAUGAGUGACAACAUCGCAUUCGGCAACUACUUCGAGCAUUUGUUGAGCUGGUUACCGCACUUGAGCGACGACAAUGUGCUCUUCUUGAAGUACGAGGAUAUGUGUGCCGAUCUGAGAUCAGCGGUCAUCAAAAUUGGCCGUUUCCUCGGCGGAAAAGCCGCAGCAAUGGUUGAGGAUGAGACAAUUGUUGAGAGCAUCGUUCGAUCGAGUACCAUCGGGGCGAUGAAGAAAGAUCAAUGGCGAUGGUUUCCCGAGCACAAUUUACGCCAAAACACUUUCAUUCGAAAGGGUGGCAGUGGUGACUGGAAGAACUAUUUCAAUCGCGAACAAUCGAAACGCGUCGACGAUGUUUUCCGGAAAAGACUAAGUGGAACGAUCGCCGAGAACUGGUGGAUAGAGGAGAUGUCAUGGGAUGAAGACGAGGAAUCCGACGAUAUGUACGAAGAUGAGGGCAUUUUUGAGGCUGAUAUCGACUCAUCAUCAAGUCUAAGCUCGGACUGCUCCACGCUGACUGGCAAUCAACCAGCCGCAAUUACCAGAAUACGAAUAUCGCCGACUGCAUCGUCCUCAUCGACAAGCAAUCGCCAUCUAGAUUCAUCGUCAUCAGUCAAGUCAACCUCUUCCGAAGUGGAUGCAGACAAUUCGUUAGUCUCAUCGCAGGAGGGUUUAUCAUCGCUGAUAAGCAUCAGUCAUUUGAAUGUUCCAAGUUCGGCAGACCUAUGGCGUGCCAGACUCUGCUCAACAUCACCGCAAUCAUCUGGUUUCGGUUCGCUAUCGUCAUCCUUUUGUUCAUCCAUAGACUCAUUUCAGUGA
Molecule: messenger RNA, 1401 nt
Organism: Anisakis simplex (herring worm)
Lineage: Eukaryota; Metazoa; Nematoda; Chromadorea; Rhabditida; Anisakidae
Source: the annotation of a GenBank genome assembly